AUGACAGCCAGCUCAUCUGUCAACGUUCUGCUGUCAAACCUCAUCAAGGGGAACCUGCUUCCGUCGGCUCUUAUCUGGAUAACUUCCAGGCCUGCAGCAGCCAAUCAUAUCCCUCCUUCAUGUAUUUCCAGGGUAACAGAAGUACGAGGCUUCACUGACGCCCAGAAGGAGGAGUACUUCAGGAAGAGGUUCAGUGAUGAAGAGCUGUCCAGCAGAAUCAUCUCCCACAUUCAGACCUCCAGGAGCCUCCACAUCAUGUGUGGAAUCCCAGUCUUUUGCUGGAUCACUGCUACAGUUCUGGAGAACAUGUUGACCUCAGAGCAGAGAGGAGAGCUGCCCAAGACCAUGACUGACAUGUACUCACAUUUCCUGCUGGUCCAGACAAAGAGGAAGAAGAACAAGUACCAUGGAGGACAUGAGACAAGUCCACAGGAGCUGAUAGAAGCUGACAGAGAAGUUCUUCUGAAGCUGGGGAGGCUGGCGUUUGAACAUCUGGAGAAAGGAAACAUCAUGUUCUACCAAGAAGACCUGGAGCAGUGUGGUCUGGAUGUCACAGAGGCCUCAAUGUACUCAGGAGUUUGUACAGAGAUCUUCAAAAGAGAGAAUCUGAUCUUCCAGAAACCAGUCUACUGCUUUGUUCAUCUGAGCAUUCAGGAGUUUCUGGCUUCAGUCUACAUGUUCCACUGUUUCACCACCAGGAACUCAGAGGUAAUGAAGAAGUUCCUGGGAGAAACAUACAGUGAAAUUUCUCUGGAGGGCAUCAUGAAAAAAGUCCUAGAGAAAUCCUUCUCCAGUGAAAAUGGCCACCUGGACCUGUUUGUUCGUUUCCUUCAUGGUCUCACUCUGGAGUCUAACCAGAGUAUUUUAGGAGGCCUUCUGGGUCAGACAAAGAACAGUCCAGGAACCAUCCAGAGAAUUAUCAACAAUCUGAAGAAGAUGAACACGGAUAGAAUCUCUCCUGACAGAAUGAUCAACAUCUUCCACUGCCUGGUGGAGAUGAAUGACCUCUCAGUUUUUAAGGAGAUUCAACAGUUCCUGAAAUCAGCAAAUCAACUGUCAGAGAUUCAGUGUUCAGCUCUGGCCUUCAUGCUGCAGAUGUCAGAGGUUCUGGAUGAGUUGGACCUGGAGAAGUACAAUACAUCAAAAUCGGGACGACAGAGACUGGUUCCAGCUGUGAGGAACUGCAGAACGGCUCGGUGA
This is a messenger RNA of Xiphophorus hellerii (green swordtail), 1200 nucleotides long. Its product is annotated as NLR family CARD domain-containing protein 3-like. The record is from RefSeq and is a predicted model, not a curated record. Bases 1 to 1200 code for a protein of 399 amino acids. The transcript has 3 exons. Lineage: Eukaryota; Metazoa; Chordata; Actinopteri; Cyprinodontiformes; Poeciliidae.